GGGAUGUCAAAUUGUUCUUUAUUAUCUUCAUUAUUUUCGACGAAAGGAUAAUUAUUGAAAUACUCUGAUAAAUAAUCAACGGAGUUGUAUUCCUGAAAGCGUUCUAGCGGUGUAAAUAGAAUAUUACAUUUUGGCCAAAUAAGUUGUAGAUGAUGGAUUAGAAUAGCAAUUUAUAACAAAUAAAGAAAACUUUAGAAACCAAGAAAGUGAUCGGACUAAUGCUUUAAAUAAUCAAGUCGACCUUGGUUCUGAGAAAGUCACGAACUUCUCCUUCGUUCGCGAAUCCUUUCCUUUGGAGUUUUGCCGUUUCCGAAAAGACAGUUACGGCCUACAAGUGAUCUAACAAAAUGUGUGCCAUCCGGAGCACAGGCGUCCUGGGAGGGGAAAGGAAGAAAGAAGGACGCCUCGGUCGGCGCAGUAUUCGACUUGAACCUGCUAAGGCAAUAUGUCCUUCAAAGCACCUGCUUAGCCGAUGAUGAUCUUCAGGCUUUGUCUUCUCGUGUUCGCAGCAAGCUUUUUGGCGCCGCAUGUCAUCUCGGCGGCCGUCGCCACCCCGAGGGACAUCUCCAUGGUCGCCGCCUUCUUUCAAUGGUUCGAGACUGCCAUGGAAAUGGUUUUCGGCUAUUUUAUGGGAUCAAAGCCAAACGCUGAAAAGGAAAGGAAGAAAGGAACGACCAGGGAGUCUAGAGUUUCCUACGAUAACUACCACGUCCUCAGGGUGAUCCCAGGGAGCGACCAGGCCGUUCAAGAAUUGGAGAUGUUACUGGAUGAACCGGGGCUCGACUUUUGGAACCCUCCACUCAAAAACAGAACGACUGAUCUUCUAGCACCACCCGACCUCGCGGACUAUCUAAAGUUGUACCUUCAGGAGAGGGAAAUCCCAUUUUCAGUCCUCACCUCUAACCUACAGGCUGACAUGAAAAAUCAGAACCCAACACAAAUAAAUCGAUCGACACAACUCAAGAUUGAACAAGGACAUCCCAUGUCUUGGGAGCGAUACCACCGAUACAAAGACAUUGAAGCGUAUCUGGACUAUUUGGGCAAGACAGCUUCGGAACUUGUCAAAAUAAUAAAAAUUGGGAAGUCGACUGAAGGUCGAGCACUGAAGGUGGUGAGGGUUUCAAGUUCGAAAGGCAAGUCUGCGAAUCCUGCCAUAUGGAUUGAUGGAGGCAUGCACGGGAGAGAGUGGAUUGCUCCAGCGACUGCUCUCUUCAUUCUCAAGCAACUUGUUGAAAAUUACAAGACUAACAGAGCUGUGGUUGACGGAAUUGACUGGUACAUUAUGCCCGUGGCCAAUCCAGAUGGUUAUGAAUACAGCCAUUCUACUGACAGGUUUUGGAGGAAAAAUCGUUCAAAAGCAUCAAAAGAUAUUGAUGAUUAUGAUGAUUAUGGUGAUGAAGCAAGAUUUUUUUGGGAUGAUGUCAAAAGAUGUGAGGGUGUUGAUUUAAAUAGAAACUUUGAUUUUCAUUGGGGUGAAGUAGGGAUGAGCAAGAACCCUUGCAAAUCGACAUACGGCGGUCAACAUGCAUUUUCUGAGCCAGAAUCUAAGGCUAUAUCAGACUUCAUAAUGCGGCAGGGAGAUCAAAUCAAGAGUUACGUGACUCUGCACGCUUACAGCCAGAUGAUCCUCCUGCCCUGGGGGUUCACCAAGCAGACUCCGAGCGACCACUCUGAUCUCAUGUACGUCGGGCGGAAAGCGCUUGACGCUCUUCAGAAAGUUUACGGUACCAAUUACGAAAUCGGUACAUCACCGACUCUACUUUAUCCCACGUCUGGGAGUUCGGAUGAUUGGGCAAAAGGCAAAGCAGGAAUUAAAUACAGCUACACGAUUGAACUGAGGGACAAAGGGAAGUACGGUUUCCUUCUUCCGGCAUCUCAGAUAUUACCAACAGGGAGAGAAACUUUUGCAGCAAUUAAAACAAUAGCAAGACAUGUCACACUGGAAUAACAUUGAUAUAAACUGAUUAUUUUUAAUCAUAAA
Cimex lectularius (bed bug) is the source of this 1981-nucleotide messenger RNA. Its product is annotated as carboxypeptidase B-like. Gene Ontology annotation, molecular function: metallocarboxypeptidase activity; zinc ion binding. Gene Ontology annotation, biological process: proteolysis. The record is from RefSeq and is a predicted model, not a curated record. The coding region runs from base 473 to 1948 and encodes 491 amino acids. Lineage: Eukaryota; Metazoa; Arthropoda; Insecta; Hemiptera; Cimicidae. The transcript has 7 exons.